AUGGCAAAUGACUGGCCUCAGGUUUCAAGAGUGCCAAGUUUUGCUCAGAUGUUGAAGAAGAACUUGCCUGCUCAGCCACCCCAACCAGUCCAGUCUUCCGCUCACAGUAGUUUGUUUCCGCAAGCGGAGAAUGCUAAACCAAUGUUUUUAAUCCCAGAAACGUCCAGUGUCUCAAGCAUGGCAUCUAAGGUGACCCCUGUUACAGGUAUUUGUCAUGACUAUCAGUAUUCUAAAACAGUGCCUAUAGUUCCAAUUACUUCACUUCCUCCCAAGAAAAUUCCAAAGGAAUUUAUUACAAAAUAUAAACGAGGGGAGAUCAACCCAGUCUCAGCUUUGCAUCAGUUUGCACAAAUGCAGCGUGUACAGCUUGAAUUAAAGGAAACUGUGGCAACAGGAAAUCUCUUGGGACCUUACUUUGCUUUUUGUGCUGUAGUUGAUGGCAUUCAGUAUAAGACUGGAUUGGGCCAAAACAAAAAGGAAUCAAAGUCAAAUGCAGCAAAACUUGCUCUUGAUGAACUUCUGCAGUUGGAAGAGGCAGAACCAAAAGCUCUGGAAAACCCAGGUCCUAUCAGAAACUUUGCUGAAACCAUACUUGCAGCUGAACCUCAAAUAACAACUGAAUCUGGCUAUAUUUCAAAGAUUCAUUAUGAGGGGCAGCAUCUUGCACAUGGAAAAAUUUCUCAAGUUGUCAGAGAAACAUUCGAUAAUUUGAUGGCUAAGUAUCCAGAGUACCAGAGUUGUAGCAGUUCAUUAGCUGCUUUCAUAAUUGAAAGAGCUAGACAGUAUGAGGUGGUAGCUAUUGGAACAGGUGAAUUUAACUAUAGCCAAUGCAGUCAUCCUGAUGGAAGAGUGUUGCAUGAUAGUCAUGCAGUUGUUACUGCAAGGCGCUCUCUACUUAGGUAUUUUUAUAGACAGCUUUUACUUUACUACAGUAAAAAUCCUGCUAUGAUGGAUAAAUCCAUAUUUUGUACUGAACCAACAUCAAACCUGCUUGCAUUAAAACCAAAUGUAAAAAUACUUCUCUACAUGAAUCAAUUGCCAAAAGGAUCUGCUCAGAUAAAGUCCAAGCUACGCCUCAAUCCAAACUCUGUGUCUGCAUUUGAAGCUGAUGAAGAACUUUGUCUUCACGUGGUUGUUGAAGGCAAGGUUUAUCUCACAGUUUUUUGUCCUGCGGAAAUUGCCACAAUAAGCAGCAUGUCUACCAGUGAUAAACUGACAAGGUGGGAAGUGUUGGGUGUUCAAGGAGCCUUACUAAGUCACUUUAUUCAGCCAGUUUAUGUUAGCAUGAUAAUUCUUGGGGAUGCGAACUGCCAUGAUACAAGAGGAUUAGAAAUAGCUAUCAAACAGCGCAUAGAUGAUGCACUUACUAAAAAACUUCCCAUGUUCUACCUUGUGAACAGACCUCAUAUUAGUUUGGUAACUGCUGCAUACCCUGUACAGGUUGACUUGGACCAUAGAUCUCUUAGUGUGAAUUGGUCACAAGGAGACUUAUCACUGGAGGUGAUAGAUGGAUUAAAUGGAAAAAUCAUUGAAAGUUCACCCUUCAAAAGUGGUAUUUCAAUGGCAAGUCGUCUUUGCAAAGCUGCAAUGUUAAGUCGCUUUAACUUAGUAGUUAAAGAAUCAAAGAGAGAGGAUUUACUUAAAGCAACAACUUACCAUGAAGCAAAGAUUAUGGCAGAAUCUUACCAAGGAGCAAAGUACUUGCUGAAAUCCUACUUGGAGCAGCAUGGUUACGGAUCAUGGAUUGUGAAGUCUCCACGCAUUGAAUAUUUCAGUAUGUAA
Molecule: messenger RNA, 1782 nt
Organism: Python bivittatus (Burmese python)
Lineage: Eukaryota; Metazoa; Chordata; Lepidosauria; Squamata; Pythonidae
Source: RefSeq, a predicted model, not a curated record